GUUAGGCUCUCGAAACCAUUGGAACAUUAACCAUGAUGUCAAAAUCAAAUAUUUUGAUCCAGUUUUUCUUUUUGGUGUUGGUUGCUAGGAGCAACGCACAAGAGCUGAAUGUCAAGGAAACAGACGUUGAAUGUACAUCAAAGGGUGUUAAAAUAGACAUAUCUAAACAAUUUGAAGAGGCCAAGAAUGAAGAAUUGUAUGUGAAAGGAAGCUUUCAGAAGACAAAGGGAUGUUUUUCGAAUGAAACCGGUAUAUUGGAUAUAACAUUUCCGGACUGUGGAACUAAAUUGGGUAGUACCUUCCAAAUUGAAGUGACAGAAGUUGAUAACAUAGAUCUCAUAACUGUCGAUGGGACCAAAACAUCUAUAUUUAACAUAUCGUGUGCUGCACCUGAGGCUAACAAAGAUGGAGGAAUUGUGAAGAAUGUCACAACAGAAAUCGCCAAAGUUGACGGGUCGGUUAAUGCAACUAAGGUUGAUAAGGUUGAUGUUAAACUUGGUGAACCUAAUGCCACGAUGAUAAUCACGAGAGAAGGAGAAAAUGUAAAUGACCAAGAUGUCACGAUUAACACUGAACUUUCCCUUGAAAUCACAGUAACAGACCCAUCAGAUUUCAAUGUCUUCCCAGAAACGUGCUACGCCAUAAAUGGAGCGAAGUCCGUAUCUCUUUUGACCAAAGGUUGUCCAAAUAUACCUAAUGUUUUCCCAGGCUUCAAGAACGAUGCCAAUAAGGUAAUCGCGAAGUUCAAAGCGUUCAGGGUGCGCAACAGUGAGACAACAGGAGACUCUAGUAAUGGAGUAACGUUUUUCUGUUCAGUGAGAAUAUGUGGCAAAAGUGAUGGAUCAGAUCAAUGUAAACUGGCCACGUGCACGGGGAAAGCUCGCUUGAGACGUUCAUCGUCCUACAACAGCGGUGACUCGAGCCAAGAGGACUUGCUUACCUUCAUACGUGUGGUGGAUCCGAAUCAAGAGUCCAAAAAUGUUGGUAACGUAUGCAUGCAGCAGACGAACUUCAUUGUGCUGGUAGUGGUUCUGGCACUCCUGUUCCUUGUCACGUUUACUAUUUCAUUGGUUCUUGCGUGCAAGACAAGAAAGACCCAACACCAGCUCGUGAAAUUGCGAAACUUUGAACGACCAAUGGAAGGCAUCGAAAACCGAGGCUUGCACUAAAUGUUACAAACAUCAUUCACCGGCGUUCAAGCUUAGAAGGACAUCAGGCAGCAAACAAUGCCAGAUUAAAGUACAUUAAACACUCAUUUAACCAAACAAACAACUCAGUUAUCUGCUGCCAAAAUCAUCAUUGCCAUCUGCCAUUAAUCAGCUGCCAUCUUUAUGAACAAAUGUGAAUCUUUUUCUAGACUGCACUUGACAAUAUUAAAAGGGCUGGAUCCCUUUUU
This is a messenger RNA of Owenia fusiformis, 1396 nucleotides long. The record is from the annotation of a GenBank genome assembly. Lineage: Eukaryota; Metazoa; Annelida; Polychaeta; Sabellida; Oweniidae.